GUACCCGGCGUCUCCGAUAAUUAACCUCACUUAGCGUCCUGCCAACACCUUCCUUUCCCGCCGACAACGAUAUUCCAUCCCCGUUGCCUACUAAGUAAAUUUGUAUACUCUUCCAUUGAGCUCAAUCCACUAUACCUGAUCCCACUAGUACUACGUCAUCGUCCGACGUUCGCGAAUUGUAAGGGCUUGCCGCGAGUGACGAUGCCCACUAGGUCUACCAACACCUACUCAGAAACGCCGGCCAUCGAUGCAGGCUCUGUCGAUAAGACGGUGAAGAUCGAGCUCAUUCCUGAAGUAGCUGAGCUCAGCCUUUCGAUCUCGACGCCGGAACCGAGCCUGCGAAGGUCGACCAGAAAGCGAACCAUCUUAUCAGUCAAGGAGGAAAGUGACACCGAAGAUACUCCUGCAAAUUCCACUUCGAAAAGACGUGUGCGAAGGAAGGAUGCAAGCAAGCAAGAGGCUAACGAUGGCGACGUACUUCCCACCCUUCGGUCGACCGGAACACCCAAGAUUGCUGCGAAGCGCAAAGUAGCACGAAAAACAACAUCGUUGAGCCCAACCAAAGUCAAAAGGGAAUAUGCUCCGCCUGAAGCAUACGCUCACCUCGAGUAUCUAACAGACUACUUGAAGGAGCAUUUAGAUGUAAUGUUCUGCGGCAUCAACCCGGGUUGCGUAUCAGCCGCGGUUGGUCACCACUUUGCGCACCCCACGAACCACUUCUGGCGUGCAUUGCACCUCUCGGGCUUCACUGAUCGACUACUUAAGCCUUCCGAAGAUUCGACUCUCCCAAAAUCGUAUAACACGGACCUCGUCGCACGCCCUAGUGCAGAGCAAGCAGAGCUGUCAGUCGACGACAUGCACACCGGCGUCCCCGUGCUAUUAGCUAAGAUCGUACGCUACAUGCCGCGCGUCUUGUGCUUCGUGGGGAAACAAAUCGGCGAGACCUUCCUCACUCAGGCGCUCUCCGUCACAUCUUCAUCGCCCAGCGGUGAACUAGAGCUCGCUGCAGAGACUGAGGCCCCCGGAACGGCGGACAAGACAAAGAAGCAGGCGAAGCCCAAGAAGCCCAAGUUCGCGAAUGGCUUCCAGCCAUACAAGGUCGUCCACGCACCAGGUAGCAUCGUGCGCGAGACACUGUUCUUUAUCAUGCCGAGCACAUCCGCUCGCGUCACAGGAUAUCAGUUGCAAGACAAAGCGAACAUCCUGCGGACGCUGUAUGACGAGGUGCAACGCAUGAAGGCGGGCGAGGGCAUGGACACCUGCAACAUGCGUGUAAUCGGGCUGCCUGCCGUCAAGGCGGAGCCGUAGGUAGCGGGCGAAGGACAUGGAUUAAAGGAUGAGUUGUUUCUUCGCUGUGCGUAUCUCUGCUACUUUACUUUGAUUAUAAAAUUGCACCGUGAUUGUCUAGUAGGUCUAGCGUACAAUUUUCAGGUCAACUGGCUUUGUUCAUGCCUGUUCGCGCCAACCUGGCUGCUUCUGCCGUCGCGACGGGAGUUGGCAGUGUCCGUUAGAAAGUUGCGCUGUACACCUUCGUAAC
Phanerochaete carnosa HHB-10118-sp is the source of this 1537-nucleotide messenger RNA. RefSeq lists its product as uncharacterized. The transcript has 6 exons. Lineage: Eukaryota; Fungi; Basidiomycota; Agaricomycetes; Polyporales; Phanerochaetaceae. Gene Ontology annotation, biological process: base-excision repair, AP site formation. The record is from RefSeq and is a predicted model, not a curated record. The coding region runs from base 202 to 1308 and encodes 368 amino acids. Gene Ontology annotation, molecular function: mismatch base pair DNA N-glycosylase activity.